Microplitis demolitor is the source of this 752-nucleotide messenger RNA. RefSeq lists its product as uncharacterized. Bases 150 to 752 code for a protein of 200 amino acids. Lineage: Eukaryota; Metazoa; Arthropoda; Insecta; Hymenoptera; Braconidae. The transcript has 2 exons. The record is from RefSeq and is a predicted model, not a curated record.
UUUCCAAUACUCAGUUAUGCUCUACCAUGUAGAUGCUUACGUGAUUUAACAUUUAAUAAAAUUUUUUUAUUUAUUUUAUUUUUUUAAGUUUCUCCACAAUAAAUUUCUAAAAUACUCGCCAUCAAAUACUCAAUAAAUUUAUUAAAAAAAUGUAUUAUAAAAUAUGUUUUGUAUUGAUUCUGUGUACAGAACUGGUUAUAACCUCCAAUAAAAAUUCAUCAGAAUCAAUACAAAAAAGUCUGAUGAAAACUAAAUAUCCUAAGAAAUUUACAAUCGCUGAAGGAAUUACUGUUGACAAUACAUCAUACACUUUAGAUAAUUCAAAUAUCAGUAAUACCAAUAAAUCACUUAUUGAGCAACGUAACAUAAAGCCACGUAAAGGAGUAAUUAGCAAGACAAUUGUCGCGCGAAAAGGAGUUGAAAGCUCUGUAAAUUCUUCCAGUUUAAACAAUACUUAUAUUUUAAGUGAUAAAGUAAACAAACAUGACAAUAUGACAGUAAAUAUAAAAAAGCUGAAAGCGAAGCCAACAGUAACGACAGUCGAUGAUCUCGAGGAUGAUGAGAAAAUAAUAACUCAGCCAUUAAAAUCAUCAAAUAAAUUAAAUUAUAUAUUACCUAUUGUUGCAACAAUAUUUUUAUUACCAAUUGUUAUUGUUAUUAUGAUGUUUAUUUAUAAUAAUUAUUGUGACUGUUGGGAGAAGCGGCACUAUCGUCGCAUGGAUUUCCUCGUCGACGGAAUGUAUAACGAAUAA